Messenger RNA from Anisakis simplex (herring worm), 225 nucleotides. Lineage: Eukaryota; Metazoa; Nematoda; Chromadorea; Rhabditida; Anisakidae. The record is from the annotation of a GenBank genome assembly.
AUGUACUACGAGACUUGCACUAAAGAGCAGUGUUGGAUGCUGGAUCGUAUGAUGACCCCAUUUUGGCUUCGACCUAAAUAUUACAUUAAUGAUCCAUUUGAGGCGUAUCACAGUAGACAUGGUAUUAAUUCACCUCGAGUUGGAGAGAAGGGGGAAUUAUUAAGGGAACGAAAGAAAAUAUUACUUGAAGAUACAAUUGCCGAUCAAUAUUUCAGAGAUCGCUGA